This is a messenger RNA of Colletotrichum truncatum, 327 nucleotides long. RefSeq lists its product as uncharacterized. The record is from RefSeq and is a predicted model, not a curated record. Lineage: Eukaryota; Fungi; Ascomycota; Sordariomycetes; Glomerellales; Glomerellaceae.
AUGCCUCAACGUGAGAGCUUCUACGCACAAAGUGGAGGAGGCUUCCUACCGGUUCCCUGGAUGUGGUCAAGCGGUAUUCGCGCUCGUUCUUCGGCCAAUCGUAUUGCCCCGGAGACAAACCUACUGGCCUGGCCUGGUAGUCUGGCUCUGGCAGGUUCCGUACUCGACUCGAAAGCCAUCGAUGGAUCUGUGGGGUUUCUACUUAAGAACAUCCAAAUCCGGCCGCAAACAGACUUUGCUGAGGCGUUGAUUCUUGGUCAGUCCCAGCAGUCUGUCUCACCCCGGAGCCCCAUGUUCCGGGCUGCUGCCACCCUAUACACUCUCUGA